Molecule: messenger RNA, 6065 nt
Organism: Lepidothrix coronata (blue-crowned manakin)
Lineage: Eukaryota; Metazoa; Chordata; Aves; Passeriformes; Pipridae
Gene: IQGAP3
Product: IQ motif containing GTPase activating protein 3
Exons: 37
Coding region: 16-4890 (1624 amino acids)
Biological process (GO): regulation of GTPase activity; regulation of actin cytoskeleton organization
Cellular component (GO): cytoplasm
Molecular function (GO): GTPase activator activity; actin filament binding; calmodulin binding
Source: RefSeq, a predicted model, not a curated record
CUGACUGCGGCCGAGAUGGACGAGCAGAGGAGACAGAACGUUGCCUACCAGUACCUCUGUCACCUGGAGGAAGCCAAGCGCUGGAUGGAGGCCUGCCUGGGUGAGGGGCUGCCUCCCCCCACUGAGCUGGAGGAGACCCUGCGCAACGGGGUCCUCCUGGCCAAGCUGGGCCACUGCUUUGCCCCGGCUGUGGUCCCACUGAAGAAGAUCUAUGAUCGUGAGCAGACUCGGUACAAGGCAGCUGGGCUUCACUUUCGGCACACGGAUAACAUCAACUACUGGCGUGAUGCCAUGAGCCAUGUGGGCCUUCCCUCGAUCUUCCACCCAGAGACCACCGACAUCUAUGACAAGAAGAACAUGCCCCGGGUGGUCUACUGCAUCCACGCACUCAGCUUGUACCUCUUCAAGCUGGGGCUGGCUCCUCAGAUCCAGGACCUGUAUGGCAAAGUGAACUUCACAGAGGAGGAGAUCAACAACAUGAAGCGUGAGCUGGAGAAGUAUGGGCUGCAGUUGCCUGCCUUCAGCAAGAUUGGCGGCAUUUUGGCCAAUGAGCUCUCAGUGGAUGAAGCAGCAGUCCACGCCGCAGUGCUGGCGAUCAACGAAGCUGUGGAUCGGGGGGUGGUGGCCCAGACGAUGGAGACCCUCCGCAACCCCAGCGCGAUGCUGCAGGACCUGCGCGGGGAGCUGGCGGGUGCCUACCAGGAGGUGCUGCACCGGGCGAAGCUGGAGAAGGGCAGCAAUGCCAGGAACAGGUAUCUGCAGGUGAUCCCUGAGGGAGAGGAUGUCUAUGACCGGUGUCUGACCCAGGCUGAAAUCCAAGGGAACAUCAACAAAGUGAAUGUGCAUGGGACUCUGGAGGAGGUGGACGAUGCCCUGCAGAGACAGGAUGUGCCAGCACUGCACCGGGCGCUGCAGGACCCCGUCCUGGCCCUGCGCUGCCUCCAGCGCGACAACCUCCAGCUCUACUUGGAGCAGCUCAGCAUGGACCGGGAGCAGAAGGCACUGGACCUGGGCUACCUGGAGAUGCUGGACCAGGAGGAGGUGCAGGCGGGGAUCCUCACAGCCAACAGGAGGGACGAGGAGGAGCGAGCCAUGCUGCUGGCUGUCAGCCGGAUCAACGCCGCCAUCCGCCGAGGGAUGCUGGCUGAAACCUUGGAAGCGCUGACGGACCCUGCGGCGCAGCUGCCCGAUGUGCACCCCUUUGCUGCCCCCCUGUACCAGCGCCAGCUGGCCCUGCUGCAGCGCCAGCACCCACAGGGUGAGCUGGCACAGGAGGAGCUGUUCGUGGCUGUGGAGAUGCUCUCGGCUGUGGCGCUGGUCAACCAAGCCCUGGAUGUCGGGGAUCCUGACGGGCUUUGGAGCAGCUUGGUCAGCCCUGCCCUGGGCCUCUCGGGAGUUGAGGAUGCAAAUGUACAACGGUACUUUGAGGAUUUGCAGCAGCUGAAAGGCCAACCUAGGGAAGCGGGAGCUGAAUUCCUGAGCUGGAAUGACAUUCAGGACAGUGUGAACAGCACCAAUUCAUUGGUGCAGGAUGAAAAUGACAGAGUCCACGCGGUCAGGCUGGUCAAUGAGGCGCUGCUGCAGGCAGACCCGGAGAAGACGCUGGCGGCGCUGCUGCUGCUGGAGGCUGCCCUACCCGACAUCGCCCUCCCAACCGCCCAGCGCUACCACGACGUCCUGUCCCGGGCACGGAGGCAGAAAGCCCAGGCCAUGGGGGAUGACGGAGCUGUGCUUUGGUGGGAAGAGAUCCAGGAAGGGGUCUGCCGGGCUAACCAGGACACAGUGGCAGCCAGAAGGAUGGCUCUGGGCAUUGCUGCCAUCAACCAGGCCAUCAAGGAAGGGAAGGCGGCGCAGACACUGCGGGUGCUGCGCAACCCUGACGUGGCCCUGUGUGGUGUGGUGAGCGCCUGUGCCGGUGCCUACCAGGAGCAGCUGGCGGCUCUGGUGGCCACCAAGAGACCGGCAGGGAGUGAGAAGCUGUACUGGAUCCGGCACAGGCUGCCAGACGGUGCCGAGUACUACCUGAGCCUUAAGACCUUUGAGGGCAGCUGGCAGUGCCCACGCGACGGCGGCCUCAACACCACACACCUGAGCCGGGAGGAGAUCCAGCUGGUUGUCACCCGAGUGACGGCAGCGCACGACCGGGAGUGCCUGUGGGCAUCCAACACCUCCUUCGUGGUGAGGCUGCAGGCUCGGCUCCGGGGCUUCCUUGUUCGCCGGGAGUUCGCGGCACGACGGCACAUCCUGCGGGAGCAGCAGCCGGCUGCCGUCAGGAUCCAGGCUUGUUGGAGGGGGUACAAGCAGCGCAGAGCUUACCUGGAGAGACUGCGUUACCUGCGAGCCAACGCAGAGGCUGCAAUCAAGAUCCAGGCGGGUGUGAGGAUGUGGCAGGCUCGGAGGAAGUACCAGGAGAGGCUGCGCUACUUCAGGCAGAAUAUUAAAGCUGUAAUUAAAAUCCAGGCUUUUGUGCGAGCGAACAAGGCCCGUGGGGAUUACAGGAUGCUGGUCCAUGCCAGGAGGCCACCACUGAGCAUCGUCCGGCGCUUCAUCCACUUGCUGGAGCAGAGCCAGCAUGACUUCUGGGAGGAGUCAGAGGUGCUGCGGCUGCAGGAGGAGGUGGUGAAGAGGAUCCGUGCCAGCCGGCAGCUGGAGAGUGACCUGGACCUCAUGGACAUCAAGAUCGGGCUGCUGGUCAAGAACAGGAUCACGCUGCAGGAGGUGGUCUCCCACUGCAAGAAGCUGACAAAGAAGAACAAGGGGCAGCUCUCAGAGAUGAUGUCCAUAGACAAGCAGAAGGGGCUCAAGUCACUCAGCAAGGAGAAGCGGCAGAAGCUGGAGGCCUACCAGCACCUCUUCUACCUGCUGCAGACACAGCCGGUCUACUUGGCCAGGCUGAUCUUCCUGAUGCCCCAGAACAAGUCCACCAAAUUCAUGGAGUCAGUAAUCUUCACGCUUUACAACUACGCAUCCAACCCACGGGAGGCUUAUCUGCUGCUCCAGCUCUUCAAAGUGGCGCUGCAGGAGGAGGUCAGGUCCAAGGUGGACCAUGUCCAUGACAUCCUGAUGGGGAACGCCACGGUGAUCCGGCUGGUGGUCAGCUUCUACCGCAACGCGCGUGGGCAGAACGCCCUGCGGCAGAUCCUGGGUGGCCCAGUGCAGGAGGUCCUGCAGGACAAGGCCCUUGGCAUCCGUACCGACCCUGUGGACAUCUACAAGGCGUGGAUCAACCAGGCUGAGUCACAGAGUGGGCAGAGAAGCAAGCUCCCAUAUGAGGUCAGCCCUGAGCAGGCUCUCAGCCACCCUGAGGUCCAAAGGCGGCUGGAUAUUUCUAUCCAAAAUCUCCUGGCAAUGACAGACAAGUUCGUCUCUGCCAUCACCUCUUCCGUUGACAAGAUCCCCUACGGCAUGCGCUACAUGGCCAAAAUCCUGAGGACAUCUUUGACUGAGAAAUUCCCCAAGGCCCCGGCAGAGGAAAUCGAUAAGAUUGUGGGCAACCUGCUCUACUACCGCUUCAUGAACCCGGCUGUGGUGGCCCCCGAUGGCUUUGACAUCGUGGACAUCUCGGCUGGGGCGACCCUGCACCCCGAGCAGCGCCGCAGCCUGGGCUCCAUCGCCAAAGUGCUGCAGCACGCAGCCGCCCGCAAGGCCUUCGACGGGGAGAACGCGCAUCUCUGCGGGGUGAACCAGUACCUGGAGGACACCCACAACAAGUUCAGGAGGUUCAUCUCUGCUGCCUGCUGUGUCCCUGAACCAGAAGAGAGGUUUAAUAUGGACGAGUACUCAGAGAUGGUGGCGGUGGCCAGACCAGUCAUCUACAUCACUGUGGGGGAGCUCAUCAACACACACAAGCUCCUGCUCGAGCACCAGGACUCCAUCGCACCGCAUCACGGAGACCCCCUGCACGAGCUCCUGGAGGAUCUUGAUGAGAUUCCUACAGUCCAGUCCCUGGUUGGGGAAAGUGUUGCCAGCCUGGCAGAGAGUGGUGCUGAGCAGGUGCUCUCUCAGCUCAGCAGAACAGAGAUCUCCCUUACCCUCACUGGCAAGCUGCUGCCAGCGGCCAGCAGUGAGGAGAGCGACACGAGGAGCUUGCUGCUGAGCACCAAGCAGAUGCUGGUGGAUGUGAUCCAGUCCCAGUCAGGAGAUUCCCUCCCAGAAAUCCUGUGGACACAAGCCUUGGAGCACGAGGAAGCUGCCCACGACCGCCUCGUGCACAGGCGAGCGCUGCAGGAUGCCCAGACCCCCACCCAGCUGAAGUGGCACCGCUCCCUGGCUGCCAACGGUCAACUCUCCAUGGAGGACAAGAAGCGCAAGAUCAUCCGUAACCUGCGGCACUUGGAGAGCCUGGGGCUGGUGGACUCUGCCCACCAGUACCAGGAGCUCAUUGAUGAGUUGGCCAAGGACAUCCGGAACCAGCGGCGCCACCGGCAGCACCGCCGCGCGGAGCUCCUGAAGCUGAGGCAGACCCUGCACAGCCUCGAUGCCAAGACCUUAUUUUAUGAGGAGCAAAUUGAUUAUUACAACCAGUACAUCAAGACCUGCCUCGACAACCUGGCAGCCAGCAACAAGGUCAGCAGGAAGAGUAAGAAGCUGCCGUCGCUGCACUACACGGCGGCCCGGCUGUUGGAGAAGGGAGUGCUGCUGGAGAUCCAGGACCUGCCACCCAGCCAGUUCAAGAACGUGAUUUUUGACAUCAUCCCCUGUGAGGAAUCGGGCAAGUUCCAGGUGAAAGCCAAAUUCAUGGGAAUCGACAUGGAGCACUUCCAGCUGCACUACCAGGACCUGCUGCAGCUGCAGUACGAGGGCGUAGCAGUCAUGAAGAUGUUUGAUAAGGCCAAGGUCAACGUUAACCUGCUCAUUUUCCUCCUCAACAAGAAAUUCUUCAAGAAGUAACAGGGGUGGGGGGGUGGAAUGGGCUACGGGGACGGGGGGACCGAUGAAAACCUGCCAAAGGCACCUUGGGGUUAGUGAUCCUGGGGUAGGGAAGUUUCUGCUGGCCAUGCAUCUUUCCUGCCUGGACCCAGAGUACUUGAGCACCUGCAGCUGGCUCAGCCCCAGCCCUGGGCACCCCAAGCUCGGUACUGAGCCGGUACCCGACCUCCUCGCAGAAGGAUGCAGCUGCCAAAGCUUUUGCAGCGCGUGUUGCUUUUAAAAUCUAUUUUUUUUUGUGGGUAUUUUGGCUGUUUAGUCCCUGUGUUGCCAACAGCCAGCUGCUCAAGGACACUGGAUUUCUGGACACUACACAGGUUUUUAGUGAUGUAAUAAAGGUAUUUUAAUAUAUAUAUAUAUAUUUCUUCCUCACAGUAAGGCUGGAGAAAUGUCAAAAUCAGUCUUUAUAUUGUGAGGUAGGAGAGGGGCAGAACAUAGAGGCAAUAACUGCUUGUGAGGACAUCUGUGGCUGUUCCCUACUAAACUGAGGUGCAAUAGGAGAAUGUUGGUUUCCAAAGAUGAAUUUCAUUGCUCUCCAGCCAGGCUGAGAACAGAUACAAAGCAGGGUGGCUCAGAGCCACUGCUCUCCCACGGAUGCCGCAGGGCACCAGAGCAGGGACCUCCCCUUUCUGGGUUUGCCUGGUAUUGGAUGUGGAGCAAUCCCAUGGCACUGUCUCAGCUGGGAUGGUGAUGUCUCUCUCCCCUCUUUAUUUGCUCUGGUGGGAGCAAAGUUUUCAAAUGUGGAUAAUGAUCGAGUUUGUCCACGGAUGCAUUUAAAGCACUUUCUCUUCAUGUGAGCCCCUUCCCUGGGAUGGGAAGGGAACUGGUGGCAGUCCCAACCUCCUCCCAGCCCUGUCUCCAUCAGGCAUAGGAGCAGCAAGUCCCAAACCUGCUCCAUAAAGGAACUUUUUGGGGGGAUCGGAUUUGGAAUCUCCCUCGCUGCUCAAGUAACUGCCUUGGGUUAGGGUUAGCCUUGAAGCUGGCUCAAUGGUACCUCAUCUAUUGCCAUCUGGGGCUCUGUCUUGUCUUUGAAAAGUGACGUUUGUUUGUGAUGUGUUUUUUCUUUCCCUUCUGUCAUAUAAAAGCUGCAAACGGUGCUUACCCUCAUCCCUGCCCAUGCUGGAUUCCUGCUGUGCUGC